UUUGACGAGCGCUCCAACGACUACUUCUCCAUCGACGCCGAGACGGGCAGCGUGGUUACUGCCCGCAGCCUCGACCGGGAGACCAAGGACACCCACGUGCUGAAAGUGACCGCCUCCGACCACGGCUCCCCGCGCCGCCGCUCCGCCACCACCUAUCUGACAGUGACCGUCAGUGACACCAACGACCACGAGCCCGUGUUCGAGCAGCCGGAGUACCGGGAGAGCAUUCGGGAGAACCUCGAGGUGGGUUACGAGGUGCUGACCAUCCGCGCCACCGACGGGGACGCCCCGGCCAACGCCAACAUGCUUUACCGCCUGCUGGAGCCGGGGGCCGGCGAUGGCGUCUUCGAGAUCGACCCGCGCUCCGGCGUCGUGAGGACCCGAGCCCCGGUUGACCGCGAGGAGGUCUCUGAGUAUCACCUGGUUGUGGAAGCCAACGACCAGGGCAAGGAUCCGGGACCACGCAGCGCCACGGCUAUGGUGCACAUCACCGUCGAGGAUGAGAACGACAACUACCCUCAGUUCAGUGAGAAGCGCUACCUGGUCCAGGUGCCGGAGGACGCCCCGGUGAACAGCCAGAUACUGCAGGUGCAGGCCACAGAUCAGGACCGGGGCAGCAAUGCCCAGGUGCACUACAGCAUCGUGAGCGGCAACCUGAAAGGCCAGUUCUACAUCCACUCUUUCUCUGGUGCUAUCGACCUGAUCAACCCUCUGGAUUAUGAGACUAUCCGGGAGUACACGCUCCGGAUCAAAGCCCAGGAUGGGGGCAGGCCUCCCUUGAUCAACUCCAGUGGCAUGGUGUCAGUGCAGGUUGUGGACGUGAAUGACAAUGCCCCCAUCUUUGUGAGCACUCCCUUCCAGGCCACAGUGCUGGAGAACGUCCCUCUGGGCUACUCGGUGCUGCACAUCCAGGCUGUGGAUGCUGACUCUGGGGAGAAUGCCCGCCUGGAGUACAAACUUAUAGAGAUGGCACCGUCAGCUGGAGGUGCCUCUGUAGCUGGUGACUCUGGGUUCCCUUUUCAGAUCAACAACAGCACAGGGUGGAUCACGGUGGCUGCAGAGCUGGACCGAGAGACUGUGGAGAACUAUCACUUUGGAGUGGAGGCCAGAGACCAUGGUGUGCCGGUCAUGACCUCCUCAGCCAGCGUGUCCAUCACUGUCCUGGAUGUGAAUGACAACAACCCCACCUUCACAGAGAAGGUGUAUCACCUCAGACUGAACGAGGACGCAGCUGUGGGCAGCAGUGUCCUGACCCUGACAGCAGUGGACCGAGACGUUAACAGUGUUGUGACUUACCAGAUCACCAGUGGCAACACCAGGAACCGUUUUGCCAUCACCAGCCAGAGCGGAGGGGGACUGAUCACGCUGGCCUUGCCCCUGGAUUACAAGCAGGAAAGGCAGUAUGUACUCACGGUCACUGCCUCUGACGGCACUCGCUUCGACACUGUCCAGGUCUUCAUCAACGUUACAGAUGCCAACACGCACCGCCCAGUCUUCCAGAGCUCCCACUACACAGUGAGCGUCAGUGAGGACAAGCCCAUCGGCACCUCUAUUGUCACCAUCAGUGCCACGGAUGAGGACACGGGGGAGAAUGCGAGAAUCACUUACAUUUUGGACGACAACAUCCCCCAGUUCCGCAUCGACCCUGACACAGGCACCAUCACCACCCUGAUGGAGCUGGAUUACGAGGACCAGGCCUCGUACACGUUGGCCAUUACAGCUCAUGACAAUGGCAUCCCCCAGAAGUCGGACACCACCUACGUCGAGAUCCUCAUCCUGGAUGCCAAUGACAACGCGCCCCACUUCCUGCGCGACCGCUACCAGGGCUCGGUGUUUGAGGAUGUGCCGCUCUCCACCAGCGUCCUGCAGCUGUCUGCCACCGACCGUGACUCGGGCCUCAAUGGCCGUCUGCUCUACACAUUCCAAGGUGGUGACGACGGAGAUGGAGACUUCUACAUCGAACCCACUUCUGGAGUGAUACGCACGCUGCGUAAGCUGGACCGCGAGAACGUGGCUGUCUACAGCCUGCGGGCCUUUGCUGUGGACAGGGGCAGCCCCCCGCUGAAAGCCUCCGUGGAUAUCCAGGUGACUGUGCUGGACAUCAAUGACAACCCCCCUGUCUUUGAGAAGGAUGAAUUUGACAUCUUUGUGGAGGAGAACAGCCCCGUGGGCUCUAUUGUGGCACGAAUCAGCGCAGCUGACCCCGAUGAGGGGACCAAUGCACAGAUCAUGUACCAGAUAGUAGAGGGGAACAUCCCGGAGGUCUUCCAACUAGACUUACUCAACGGAGACCUCACAGCUCUAAUGGACCUGGAUUACGAGAGCCGGACAGAGUACGUGAUUGUAGUGCAGGCCACCUCAGCCCCUCUUGUGAGCCGGGCAACAGUGCACAUCCGCCUCCUGGACCAGAACGAUAACCCGCCUGUGCUGCAGGAUUUCCAGAUCCUCUUCAAUAACUACGUGACCAACAAGUCCAACAGCUUCCCCUCUGGUGUGAUUGGCAAGAUCCCAGCUCACGAUCCCGAUGUAUCUGACAGCCUGGCCUACACCUUUGUGCAAGGCAAUGAGUUAAACUUGCUCCUUUUGGACCCUGCCACCGGGGAACUCAAACUCAGUCGUGAUCUGGACAACAACAGACCCCUGGAAGCCCUGAUGAAAGUGUCGGUCUCAG
This is a messenger RNA of Merops nubicus (carmine bee-eater), 2671 nucleotides long. Its product is annotated as cadherin EGF LAG seven-pass G-type receptor 1-like. The transcript has a single exon. Gene Ontology annotation, molecular function: calcium ion binding. Gene Ontology annotation, cellular component: plasma membrane. Gene Ontology annotation, biological process: homophilic cell-cell adhesion. The record is from RefSeq and is a predicted model, not a curated record. The annotation marks the transcript as partial. NCBI's taxonomy places the organism in Eukaryota, Metazoa, Chordata, Aves, Coraciiformes, Meropidae.